UUUUAAGCUUUAGAUGACAAAUAAAAAGGUGAAACUUUUUCUUGAAUCGGACAACAUUGUCGAUAUGAUUCAUCGUCAUGCUGACUUCUCAGACAAGUUAAUAAAUCUCAUCCCUGCGAGAAUCUACUUGUCCGACGAUGAUAACGAAAUGAAGUGGUUUCAAGGUCUUAGCAAGGAAGAAAAAGUUAAUGCCAAGAGAGAAACAAUUGAAAACUUAAAGAAGGCUAAGAGAUAUAGAUUAGACCCUGAAAAAUCUGUUUUGACCACUCUUGAUUUGCAGAAACAGAAGCUGGAAAAGGAAAAAGAAAAGUUUGGUAUCAAGCCUAUGUUUCUUGGUUUGCAAGAAGAUGAUACAUUUGAGAAGAUGAGAGAACGUCGUCUUCAGAAGAAUAAGAGGAAGAGAGACUCAGGUUUGAAUGUUGUUGAAGAGGUUGUGAAGGAUCUUACUUAUGGUUAUGUUAAGAUUGGGGAUGAUGACGAGGAGUACGCGAAAAACAGAAAGAAAAAGAGAGUUUCUAAGGCGAAAGAGCUUGAAAUGGCGACGAAGUUAGAGGCUUUGAAGAAAGAUCCUAAGAAAGGAGAUUUUGUUGCAAAGAAGCACUCGUGGAAAGCAGAGCUGCUGGUAUCAAGAUUCGUGAUGAUCCAAAGCGAUUGAAGCAGAGAAUUCGCAAGGAAAAGAAUAG
Messenger RNA from Arabidopsis arenosa, 683 nucleotides. NCBI's taxonomy places the organism in Eukaryota, Viridiplantae, Streptophyta, Magnoliopsida, Brassicales, Brassicaceae. The record is from the annotation of a GenBank genome assembly.